GACGCCACGGCCGGGCCAUGGGCGUGCAGUGAGCGACGCUGCUGCGACUUCUCUGGGCGGCGCGCGUCCUCGGUCACCAUGAAAGACGACUUUGCGGAGGAAGAGGAGGUGCAGUCCUUCGGUUACAAGAGGUUUGGUAUUCAGGAAGGAGCACAGUGUACCAAAUGUAAAAAUAACUGGACGCUGAAGUUUUCCAUCAUUUUAUUAUACAUUUUGUGUGCCUUGCUGACCAUCACAGUAGCCAUUUUAGGAUAUAAAGUUGUAGAGAAAAUGGACAAUGUCACGGGUGGCAUGGAGACAUCUCGCCAGACUUACAACGACAAGCUCACUGCAGUGGAGAGUGACCUGAAAAAAUUAGGGGACCAAACUGGGAAGAAGGCUAUAAGCACCAACUCAGAACUUUCUACCUUCAGAUCAGAUAUACUGGAUCUCCGUCAACAACUUCAGGAAAUCACAGAAAAAACCAGCAAGAACAAAGAUACGCUGGAGAAGUUACAGGCCAGUGGGGAUUCACUGGUGGACAGGCAGAGUCAACUGAAAGAAACUCUGCAGAAUAAUUCUUUCCUCAUCACCGCUGUCAACAAAACUCUGCAGGCAUAUAACGGCUAUGUCACAAAUCUGCAGCAAGAUACCAGUGCGCUCCAGGGCAAUCUGCAGAGCCAAAUGCACUCCCAGAAUGUGGUUAUCAUGAGCCUCAACAACCUGAACCUCACCCAGCUUCAGCAGAGGAAUCUUAUCACAAAUCUGCAGAGGUCUGUGGAUGACACGAGCCAGGCUAUCCAGCGAAUUAAGAAUGACUUCCAAAAUCUGCAGCAGGUUUUCCUUCAAGCCAAGAAGGACACCGAUUGGCUAAAGGAGAAAAUACAGAACUUGCAGACAUUAGCUGCCAACAACUCUGCUCUGGCCAAAGCCAACAAUGACACGCUGGAGGAUAUGAGUAGCCAGCUCAGCUCAUUCACAGGUCAGAUGGACAACAUCACCACUGUCUCACAGGCCAAUGAGCAGAGCCUGAAAGACCUCCAGGACUUACACAAGGAUGCAGAAAACAGGACAGCAGUCAAGUUUAGCCAACUAGAGGAACGCUUCCAGGUCUUUGAGACAGAUAUUGUGAACAUCAUUAGCAACAUCAGCUACACAGCGCAUCACCUGAGGACGCUGACCAGCAACCUGAAUGAAGUCAGGACCGCUUGCACAGACACCCUAACCAGACACACUGAUGACCUGACUUCCUUGAAUAACACACUAGUCAACAUCCGUUUGGAUUCUGUUUCCCUCAGGCUGCAGCAAGACAUGAUGAGAGCAAGGUUAGACACUGAAGUGGCCAAUUUAUCAGUGAUUAUGGAAGAGAUGAAGCUGGUUGACUCUAAGCAUGGUCAGCUCAUCAAGAAUUUUACAAUUCUACAAGGUCCUCCUGGCCCCAGGGGUCCAAAAGGUGACAGAGGAUCUCAGGGACCACCUGGUCCAACUGGCAACAAGGGACAAAAAGGAGAGAAGGGAGAGCCUGGUCCACCCGGCCCUGCAGGCGAGAGGGGCCCAGUUGGGCCAGCAGGGCCCCCCGGAGAGCGUGGCAGCAAAGGAUCCAAAGGCUCACAGGGUCCCAAAGGAUCCCGUGGGUCCCCAGGGAAGCCUGGCCCUCAAGGGCCUAGUGGGGACCCAGGUCCAGCAGGUCCACCGGGCAAGGAUGGACUCCCUGGCCCUCAGGGCCCUCCUGGCUUCCAGGGACUGCAGGGCACUGUGGGCGAGCCUGGAGUACCUGGGCCUCGCGGACUGCCAGGCUUGCCAGGGGUGCCAGGCAUGCCCGGGCCCAAGGGACCACCCGGCCCCCCCGGACCCUCAGGAGCAAUAGAGCCAUUAGCCCUGCAGAAUGAGCCAACCCCAGCAUCAGAGAUCAACGGCUGUCCGCCUCGCUGGAAGAACUUCACGGACAAAUGCUACUAUUUCUCGGUGGAGAAAGAAAUUUUUGAGGAUGCCAAGCUUUUCUGUGAAGACAAGUCUUCUCAUCUCGUGUUCAUAAACUCAAGAGAGGAGCAGCAAUGGAUAAAAAGGCAGACGGUGGGGAGAGAGAGCCAGUGGAUCGGCCUCACAGACUCCGAGCGCGAAAGCGAGUGGAAGUGGCUGGACGGGACGCCUGUUGAUUACCAAAACUGGAAAGCUGGACAGCCAGAUAACUGGGGCAGCGGCCAUGGGCCAGGAGAAGACUGUGCUGGACUGAUCUACGCCGGGCAGUGGAAUGACUUCCAGUGUGACGAAAUCAACAACUUCAUUUGCGAGAAAGAAAGGGAAGCAGUACCAUCAUCCACAUUAUAACAGAGUGUGAUAUAAUGACAGGAACAUAUUUUCGGAUGCCUCUGAAAGGUGAAGGAGACUCCUUUCCGAUUCCAUCACUUCUCACCAGCAUAGGUGAGAAAAGCCCUGAAAAGCAGUUAUUCAAAACAAAUGGACACCUACUGUAACAUAAGGACUAAGGAGUUAAAAUGUUCCCCCAAGUUGAUCUGUUGAUUUCCAGUGUGCAAAUGGACUGAAUCAUAUAGAUUUUUCUCAGCCAUUAACCAUACAAUUUAUGCAAAUUAUAUCUUCCCAAAUGUGGAAUGCUCCAAUCAGAAAAAAACUAUCACCGUGUUAUCAGUGCAUUUCUAAAAUCCCAAAUCUAGGAAGAAUAUGCAGACAUACAGAUAUAUAGGCCACCUUUUAGUAAUAAUAUGAAAUAUACCUAAAGAGCUUUAAACAUUGUAUUUUUGUACAAAAUAUUUGCCUUUUACAAUCAUUUUUCUUUUUUAAAUUUUACCUAUAUAAUACAUAAAACCAAAGAAAACAAUAAUGGUACUAAUAAA
Psammomys obesus (fat sand rat) is the source of this 2831-nucleotide messenger RNA. RefSeq names its product collectin subfamily member 12 (gene Colec12). Gene Ontology annotation, molecular function: signaling receptor activity. The transcript is spliced from 10 exons. The record is from RefSeq and is a predicted model, not a curated record. Bases 79 to 2307 code for a protein of 742 amino acids. Lineage: Eukaryota; Metazoa; Chordata; Mammalia; Rodentia; Muridae.